CCGUUGUUUAAAAAAACUAGCAAGGCCUGCUGUUGUAUCUGCACUGCCCGCAGGCCGCAGCGCACGCAGCUAAGUGAGCAGCCAUGGCAGAGCGAGUUUCACAGCACAUCGUCCACGUUCUCUUGCUCCCGAACCCGACCCAAGGCCACAUCAACCCGAUCCUCGAGUUCGGCAAGCGCCUCGCCGCGCACCGCGGCGUCCAGUGCACUCUCGCCGUGACCCGGUUCGUGCUCAGCAAGAGCGGCCAAUCGUCCGCCGGUGGCGCCGUCCACAUCGCCCCCAUCUCCGACGGCUGCGACCGCGGCGGCUACGGCGAGGCCGGCGGGAUCGAGGCGUGCACGGCCCGGCUGGAGUCGGCCGGGUCGGCGACCGUGGGCGAGCUCCUCCGGUCCAAGGCGGAGCGGGGGCGGCCGGUGCGCGCGCUGGUGUACGACGCGUUCCUGCCGUGGGCGCAGCGGGUGGGGCGGCGGCACGGCGCCGCGUGCGCGGCCUUCUUUACGCAGCCGUGCGCGGUGGACGUGGCGUAUGGGCACGCCUGGGCCGGGCGGGUGGAGCCGCCGCUCCCGCUCGGCGAGGAGCAGCUCGAGCCGCUGCCCGGGCUCCCGGGCGGGCUCAGGCCGUGCGAUCUGCCGACGUUCCUGACCGAUAAGGACGAUCGCGCCUACCUGGACCUGCUGGUGAGCCAGUUCGUCGAUCUGGACACGGCCGACCAUGUCUUGGUCAACUCGUUCUACGAGUUGCAGCCUCAGGAAUCGGACUACAUGGCGUCGACCUGGAGAGCCAAGACGGUGGGUCCAGCGGUCCCGUCGGCGUACCUCGACAACCGGCUGCCGGACGACACAUCCUACGGCUUCCACCUCUACACGCCUAUGACGGAGACGACGAAGGCCUGGCUGGACGCUAGGCCCGCGCGCUCGGUCGUGUACGCCUCUUUAGGCAGCAUCGCCAAGCCAGACGCGGCUCAGACGGCGGAGAUGGCGGAGGGGCUGUACGGCAGCGGCAAGGCCUUCCUGUGGGUCGUCAGGGCCUCGGAGAGCGCGAAGCUACCUGAAAACUUCGCCGGCAGGACCACCGAGGAGAGGGGCCUCGUCGUGACAUGGAGCCCUCAGCUCGAGGUGCUGGCGCACCCGGCUGUGGGGUGCUUCGUGACGCACUGCGGGUGGAACUCGACGAUGGAGGCGCUGGGUGCCGGCGUGCCGAUGGUGGCCAUGCCGCAGUGGUCGGACCAGACCAUGAACGCCAAGUACAUCGAGGACGUGUGGCGCGUAGGCGUGCGAGUGCGCCCGGACGGGAGAGGCGUGGUGAGGAAGGAGGAGCUCGAGAGGUGCGUGAGGGAGGUGAUGGAAGGAGAGAGGAGCUUGGACUACAUCCGGAACGCUGCCGGCUGGAAGGAGAAGGCCAGGAGUGCCAUGAGCGAAGGCGGCAGCUCCGACAAGAACGUCCUAGAUUUCCUUGGCGCGCUUGGACUGAAAAAAUAAAUGGCCGGGGCAGAUGUCUUUGGGACUUGCUUGUUUCAGCGCCCCCUCUUCAGUUAUUGUUCUCUUUCCUGGGCCCUUGUUGUUGUGGAAUAAUGUGCGGCGUUGGCUGCAAGGUAAAAUCAGUUGUGACAGUGAAGCUAAUUUACUGAAACUGAUAUGUAGGGGUGAAAACGGGUAGGGUACCCGAAACGGGUACCGGAUACGGAUACUGAUUCGGGACCAUUUUUCGGA
Molecule: messenger RNA, 1709 nt
Organism: Zea mays
Lineage: Eukaryota; Viridiplantae; Streptophyta; Magnoliopsida; Poales; Poaceae
Product: UDP-glucosyltransferase UGT13248
Exons: 2
Coding region: 84-1478 (464 amino acids)
Molecular function (GO): quercetin 7-O-glucosyltransferase activity; quercetin 3-O-glucosyltransferase activity
Source: RefSeq, a predicted model, not a curated record